AUGUCGGUAAAGCCUUCGGCAAGCGCGGCCCACAUGUCCCUAACAGCGCCUACAAAUUUGCGCAUCUCAUACAUCGGAGAACAGUUGAUGAACAUUUUGCUUACCAUGAACGCCGCUCCUGUAUUAGAAUCGACACAGUCUCUGACGCUAGACUUACCUCCCAGCUGCUUGCAAUUCUGCCGCAAAUACCCCAACUGCUUUGUGAUUGGAACCUACAACUUACAGCGCGAAGAAGGAGGGUCUGAUGAGGCAGAAGACAGCACCGAAAAGAAAGCACAAAGUCGCAACGGUAGCCUGCUGGUAUUCAGCACUGGCGAUGAAACGACCCCAAAGCUAUCGUUGCUCCAGACAAUUUCGCAGCCUUCUGCUUUGCUGGACAUUCGGUUCAAUAAUGAAGUCAAACAAAAUGAAGAUAUCCUGGCCGCUGUUUCGAGCACUGGGACGCUUGCAGUUUUCAGGUUGGACGGCAGCGUCAAGUCUGCGCCACUGAAGCAUCUAGCUACGAGCAGAUGUGAUGAUCUCGGGGAGGAUGUCCUCUACCUUCAAUGCAAAUGGCAUCCGGUGUUACCGAAUGUCGUGGCUGUGACGACUUCCACAGGCAAUGCCCGACUACUAUACCUAGAUGAGCGUGGUCUAUUGCGCUUUCCACUUCACCCACACUCUCUGGGUCUCAGCCUGUUGACACAACAGUGUACUGUGGUGGAGAUGACUCGAUUCUCAGAUACACCACUUGCAGCUGGCCUGCUGGGGACUCGACUGUUCUGCCAGAAGAACCGUAUUUACCUGUGCUCAUCAAAGGAAAACAUGACGCCGGCGUCACUGCCAUUUUACCUUUGA
Molecule: messenger RNA, 837 nt
Organism: Akanthomyces muscarius
Lineage: Eukaryota; Fungi; Ascomycota; Sordariomycetes; Hypocreales; Cordycipitaceae
Exons: 4
Coding region: 1-837 (278 amino acids)
Molecular function (GO): protein binding
Source: RefSeq, a predicted model, not a curated record